CAGGAUUCUUCGAAAGCCCCGGUCAAACUCGCUAAAGUCAUCAAGGUUCUUGGGCGGACUGGAUCCCGCGGAGGCGUUACUCAAGUCCGGGUAGAGUUCAUGGAUGAUACAUCCCGGACAAUCAUUCGAAAUGUGAAGGGACCCGUGCGGGAGGAGGAUAUUCUUGCUCUUUUGGAGAGCGAACGUGAAGCGAGGUGCGUCUUCUGCAGUCUUUCAUUUGGCACCAUCCUGACAGUUUUUGCUUUCGUUCAAAGGCGUCUGCGUUGA
Laccaria bicolor S238N-H82 is the source of this 267-nucleotide messenger RNA. RefSeq names its product 40S ribosomal protein S28. Gene Ontology annotation, molecular function: structural constituent of ribosome. Gene Ontology annotation, biological process: translation; maturation of SSU-rRNA; ribosomal small subunit assembly. NCBI's taxonomy places the organism in Eukaryota, Fungi, Basidiomycota, Agaricomycetes, Agaricales, Hydnangiaceae. The transcript has 2 exons. The record is from RefSeq and is a predicted model, not a curated record. The annotation marks the transcript as partial. Gene Ontology annotation, cellular component: ribosome; cytosolic small ribosomal subunit.